UCUCCCUCUCCGCCACUUGCCACCACUUUAAUCUUUCCGACGCUGAUCGUCCCGUCCAUGUGUGUGAGUGUGAGAGAGAAAGGUGUGUGAACUGGGGAAGCAUCAACCAGAUGAAACGGCGCGUUUUAACGAAGCAAGGCGUCGUCUUUGUCACUUUACAGGACCUGGGUCCUCACUCCUCUCAGUCAAUACCUCUCCCAUCCCCAAUUCUUGCUUUUCUUCUCGAUUCUGAAUUCUCUUUCUCCGUUAGGUCCCAAUAACUCAAGAAUUCCAGUACACGGGAGGCAAUUCAAACCGAUUCAAUUCGAUCUUUUUUCCCCGCAAAAUCUGAGACUGCCCAAUUCAUUCUUCUGCUUGUUGUUUUCGUUACUGAUUCUUGCUACCCGCGACAAUUGAGGUUUGCGUUGGGGGUUUGGAUUUUGUUGUUAGUUUGGAUCUCUGUUCGUGUUAAUUCUUUGAUCAAUUGCAGUCGUCUGCGUCCGGCCAUGGGUGCAUUUGAUGCUUGAUUGGUGUAAAUUUUGUACUCGCAUAUCUGACAAUCAUAUUUUGGUUUGAUCAUUAUGUUACCUAAACCCUUCGAUUCAUGCUUGCUUCAAACUCUUCCCGAUGAUUUAUUUGCCAUCGUCUCCCAGUUCCUCUCGCCAAGCGAUGUAUGUAAUCUCAGUCUGUGCUGCAGGAGUUUAUACGCUCUUGCGGCCUCUGAAAAGGUCUGGCUCACUCAAUGUGACAUGGUUGACAUAUUGCCCCGUAAAGACAUAGUUGAGUGGCGAAAAGGUGUGUCCUCUUAUAAGGCACUUUGCCGUUUUCUUACCAGCGUUCAACCAUUAGUUGGUAUGUGGGUUCAUCAGAAUCCUGAGCUUGGUAAUGUAGUCUAUGUCAUUCCUGGUUUUGUUUCUAUUGUUGGGUGCCGGGUUAUUCCCCAGGAGCUUGGCCCAUUGGGCAUGGAGGAUGGUCCGAUUCUCUGGGCACCCGUCUUUGAAAUUCUUGGUGACUCUGAUGGUUCAACCGCAUUUUUUCUACAUGGAAGAGAGAACGGAAUUAAUUAUAUUUAUCCUGGUUUCAUCAAACAAAUAGAAAGAACUUGCAAUGUGCUAUUGCUUGAGAUUGAGCCCACGCAGCAGAAAUGUGGUGAUACUUUUUUGCAGAGUCACAGCAUGGUACACCGCUCAGACGGGGAUUUAUCAGGAAAUAUUUGCAGUUCAAACAGUGGACUGUCUAGAUCACAUUGGACCGGAAAUAAUGAGUCGGUGGUUCCCUUUAGCAAAUUAGGUUUCAGCGAUAGAAGAAGGUUACUUGAGAUUAUUACUUGUCAAGUUCGACAAAAGGUUCCUGACAUGGCACUUGAACUCUUAUUUCCUAGGUUUAGUGUGGACAAGGACAACUUUCAGAAAGAUUUGUUGCUCUUGUCAGGAAGAAGAAGUCUCCUCAUUCAAAUGUACAAGCUUAAUUCUAAUGGUAUUCAGAUUGAUGAGAAAGCUAGCUCCCAAGAGGCAGUUGGUGCUGUGCAAUUAGAGCUGGAUGAAGUCCAAACUAGUAUUCGUUCCUGGGCUUUUGGUACACCUUCAGACGAGGUGAUUAAUUACAGAAAUUCCAACAAGAGAAAAAGCCUUGGUGGAGCCUUCUGGCAUAGCCUUAAACAUAUCCUCCGAAAAUCUAGUUCAAAUAAUGGCUGUCAUGCAGUCUCUGAGAAGGUUACUUCGAGCAGCGAGAGUAAGCAUGCACGACUUGAUGAAUUUCUCAGAUCGAGUGACGCAGUUAAACUAACAUUACAUGCGUCAACUGUAAAGUUAUCUUCGUAUCGAGCAUGGCCAAAUAUGCAUGACAGCCGAUUUGCUCUUUAUAAGCUCCGCAUGCCAGUUCCCACAGUUGACCAAGAAUACGCAGGUCUUUGGGGAGGGACUUUUGGUUGGCCUCCUGGAAAGCCUAGCAAAGACAAGUCUGGAAAGGCUCUUUUUCUGCUGCUGCUCUCUUAUGAGGAAUCUGAGGGGCAACAGCUUCUCAUUGCAACCAAAAUAUUGGAAGGCACUCACUAUGUCUUGCAUCCCAAUGGCUCAGCAAUGUUUAUAGUAAAUACCAAUGAGCCUUCAUCGGAACCCUUUCCUUGGGACCCUGAUGUGGAUUCUUUUCCCGUAAAUAUUGAGCAUGCUUUUGUGGGAGAGGGUAUUGCAACUGGUUAUGGGUUUAGAUACCCAGGAUCAAAGCCUGGUUCCCUCUUUGUAUUUAACAACGGUGUCCUAGCCUUUAUUUGGAAAGAGUCAAGGGCUGUUUUGACCUUGCAAAGGCUUAACUUGCAUGAACUAUUGAAGAAAGGUGAAAUGGUACCUGCUCUGUCUCCUGUUGCCAAUUUCUCUUAUCUGACGAAGUCUUACUCAAAUGUAUUUGCUGGCUUUCAAACCACUUCCCCUUAUUUGCCUUCACCAAGGCAAGAAACACUAGUAUCUUAAUGGCUGGAAAUUCAAUUCCUUUUGCCCCGCUGAUGACAUCAUAACAAGUUUGAAGAAUGGCUUUACUAUAAACAUAUUGGUAUUGUGAGUUGCAACUCCUGCUGUCAAGGUUUUCUUGUCACUUUCUUCUAGAGAUCUAAGUUGGAGGCAGUCUUUGGGAUAACAAAUGGUGCGUUAUAGAUUAUUAAUGUAAUAGAAUAAGCUUUUCCCUCGCAACCUUACGGGUAUAUGAUGCUGUAUGACUCUGUAUUAUAAAUGGUAGACAUUAAUACAGGAUCACAAUAAUGAUUUGUACUCAUUUGGUAAUUGCUAUAUGAUUGUUGUGACAUUGGUUGUGUCAAGCAAAGUACAAUCCCAUACUGUAAUCUCAUUAUUUGCUAUCCUAUUGAAUGGCCGAAAUAGAAAACCCAUUAUUGUUGAUUGACAAA
Molecule: messenger RNA, 2872 nt
Organism: Neltuma alba
Lineage: Eukaryota; Viridiplantae; Streptophyta; Magnoliopsida; Fabales; Fabaceae
Product: F-box protein At5g39450
Exons: 2
Coding region: 561-2444 (627 amino acids)
Molecular function (GO): protein binding
Source: RefSeq, a predicted model, not a curated record